GGGUUUUCAUUAUAUGUUUUCUGAUCACGUGAUGUUAGGUACUAGAACCAAGCCUUGCAAAGGGUAACAGGGUGAUGGUUUUCUGCAAUACAUUGGAUUCUAGUCGUGCUGUGGAUCAUUUUCUUGGUGAAAAUCAGAUUUCUACUGUAAACUACCAUGGUGAGGUACCAGCAGAGCAAAGGGUUGAAAAUCUCAGAAAGUUUAAGAGUGAUGGUGAUGAUUGUCCUACGUUGGUUUGCUCAGACCUGGCUGCUAGGGGUCUAGACUUGGAUGUAGAUCAAGUUGUGAUGUUUGACUUCCCCUUGAAUUCUAUUGACUACCUUCAUCGCACAGGUAGAACUGCUCGUAUGGGUGCAAAAGGGAAGGUAACAAGUUUAGUUGCUAAAAAGGACUUGGACUUGGCCAGCAAAAUAGAGGAAGCAAUAAGGAACAAUGAGAGUUUGGAGGCUAUCACAAAAGAAAGUGUUCGAAGGGACACUGCAAGGACCCAAAUCACAGAGCAGAAAGGAAAGGGUAGAAAAAUGGUUCAAGUUUCAAAAGUCAAGGGCAAAUUUGGUAGUCGUUCCAGUUCUGGAAAUAAUGGAUCAGGUAUAAAAUCUGGCAAAGCUUCACCUGUCAAAUCUAUGAAAAAAGGGAUUAACGUUUCAAAAUCUGGGAAUUCUUCUAGGGCAAGUAGCACCAUUAGAAAAGGUUCUUCAGAUAAGAGGCAAACAGGUAAAGUGGUCAGUACCACCAAAUCUACGAAUUCUAAACUCAAUGUGGUUGGUUUUCGGGGAAAAAAAUCAUCUUCAAAUAACAAUGGUUCGGUUUUGUGAAGUGAAUUCUGCGUCAUAUUUGUAUCUUCUAGGGAGUAAAUGCCUCUCAAUUUUGUGUACUAGAUAAGAAUUUUUCUGUUAGAUAAGAAUUCUGUAGUAAAAUUAUUAUAAUAUUAUAAUAAUUUAAUAUUUUUUU
Molecule: messenger RNA, 951 nt
Organism: Vigna umbellata (rice bean)
Lineage: Eukaryota; Viridiplantae; Streptophyta; Magnoliopsida; Fabales; Fabaceae
Source: RefSeq, a predicted model, not a curated record